Callorhinus ursinus (northern fur seal) is the source of this 2994-nucleotide messenger RNA. RefSeq names its product adhesion G protein-coupled receptor F3 (gene ADGRF3). Lineage: Eukaryota; Metazoa; Chordata; Mammalia; Carnivora; Otariidae. The record is from RefSeq and is a predicted model, not a curated record. Gene Ontology annotation, biological process: adenylate cyclase-activating G protein-coupled receptor signaling pathway; cell surface receptor signaling pathway. Gene Ontology annotation, cellular component: membrane. Gene Ontology annotation, molecular function: G protein-coupled receptor activity.
AUGGUCUGUUCCGCUGCCUCCGUGGUACUCCUGGCCAUGACUCUCCCCCUGGUGAGGUCACCAGUUGCUCAAGCAUCUCAACCUGCACAGAGUCAGGCUGGAGGGGAAUCGGGGCAGCAAUUGGACCAAAGGAGUGGAGAAGGGGAAUCCGUCCUGGCCUCGGUCUAUGUACAGCUGGACUUGCCAAAUCAAACCUGGCCACUGGCACUCUCCAGGACCCUGACUCACCCCCUUGCCUCGGCUUCUUCUUUCCCAAGAACUCUCACUGGCCUCAGCCUCACCGCAGAGUGUACCCUCCACGGCGAUGGGCAGACCUAUUGUGCUUGCCUGUCUGGGUGCCAGGGGAACACCAGCAUCUGCUCCCGUCACCCUCCCUGCGAGCCCGCCCACAGCCACACGGCCUGUGGCUGUCUGGUCCUCGGCCCCGCUGAAGCCGGCUCCUGCCAGUUGCUGCCACCUGGGGCGCCUGCCUUCUGCCUCCCCGCAGUCCCCGGAAGGCUGAGCCCGACCUCCUGGGUGCGGACGCCUGGCGCCACUCUGAAUCUGACCUUCAUCAAGAGCCGUGAGACCACCAACCCGAAAUGGUUCCUGCGGCCCGUGGGCAGUCCCACACCCAUCCUCCUGCAGCCAGGGACACAUGUGUCCCUGGCCUCUAGCCCAGGCCAGGCUGUCCUCAUCCCCAACAUCUCCCAUGGAUGGGCAGGUGAGUACACGGGCUGCUUUGAGGCUCAGGAAUUCAGAUGGGAGCUGUCCCAGGUGGUGAAGGUGCCCCUGCAGGCAACAGAUGUGGCUCGGCUUCCAGACCAGCUCUCCAUUUCCUGUGCCACCUGCCCUGGCUUCCAGCUGACCUGCUGCAUCCCCAGCACGCACCUGGCCUACACAGCUUCCUGGAGUCCCAGGGAGGGCAGCAAAGCCUCCUUAGUCAACAAGCCAGGCUCCCGGUGCUUUGUGCUGGCCGUUCAGCACUGCCCUGUGGCUGACACCACAUACACUUGUGAGCUGCAGAGCCCAGGACUGACCCCUCUCAGGGUCCCCAUCUCUGUCACCGUCAUCCAGGAUGGAGACACCACCUGCCCUGAGGACUUCUCAGCUGUUGCCUGGAAUGUCACCAAGGCUGGCCACGUGGCACAGGCCCCAUGUCCGGUGAACAAGACAGGCAUAGUAAAGCGGACCUGUGGGCCUAAUGAGAUUUGGGAGCCCAUUCACAGCAGCUGCACAGACACAGAGCUCCUGGCCUUGCAUCACAGAGCCCGGCUGCUACGGGCAGGCCAGGGCUGGCCUGCUGGGGAGGUGCCACAGAUCCUGGCACAGCUGUCGGAGCACGUGAUGGCGGUGAGCUCGCCCUCUGACUUAUUGGCACUGCUGGGCACCACAUCAUUCCUGGCCAAGGUGGUGGUGGAUGCUAGAAUACAGCUUACCUGCAGGGCCCUGGAGGCUCUCCUGAAAACCACAGACAAGGUCCUAGACAUGGACACCGGCUCUCUGUGGGCCCCACCCCAGGCCCAGAAGCCCUCAGCAGGCUCAGAUCUCCUGCUGGCUGUGGAGACCCUGGCACGCAGCCUAGGCCCACAGGAUCACCCCUUCUCCUUCAGCUUACAUAACGUGCAGCUGCAGACCCAGCUCCUUGGUCCUGCGUUUCCUGCUGACUACAGAGCCUCCUUCUCCACUCAGCCCCCAUUGCAGGCAUGCAUUCCUAGGCGCUCACUGGCCCCACUGGGCCAUAAUGGAACGAACUUCAGUGUUACUAGCAUGCUACUGCGGAAACUGGACCAUCUUCUGCCCUCAAACUAUGGCCAAGGGCUCGGGGACUCCUUCUAUGCCACUCCUGGGCUGGUCCUCUCUAUCUCCAUCAUGGCAGGUGGCCAGGCCUUCAACCAGGGAGAAGUCAUCAUGGACUUCGGGGACACAGCUAGCACUCCCCACUGUGUCUUCUGGGAUCACAAUCUCUUCCAGGGCAAGGGGGGUUGGUCAGAUGAAGGGUGCCAGGUGCAGACCGCUCACACCAGCCCCACUACUCAGUGUAUCGGUCGGCACCUCACUGCCUUCUCCAUCCUCAUGUCCCGAAAUACUCUUCCAGAAAACCCCACCCUGGAGCUGCUGAGUCAGGUGGGCUUGGGGGCCUCCAUCCUGGCCCUGCUUGUGUGCCUGGGCAUGUACAGGCUGGCGUGGAGUGUCGUGUCGAACAAAGUUGCCUACUUAUGCCACAUGGCCCUGCUCAACAUGGUGAUCUGCCUUUUGGCUGCGGACACCUGCUUCCUGGGAGCCCUACUGCUUCCUCUGGGAUCCCAAAGCCCACUCUGCCUGGCUGCUGCCUUCCUCUGUCACUUCCUCUACCUGCCCACCUUUUCCUGGAUGCUGGCUCAGGCCCUGAUGUUGGCGCACCAGCUGCUGUUCGUCUUCCAUCAGCUGUCCAAGUGCCGAGUACUCUCCCUGAUGGUGGUCCUUGGCUAUAUAUGCCCAAUGGGGUUUGCAGGUGCUGCCCUGGGCCUCUACCUACCCCGAGGGCAAUACCUGGGGGAGGGGGCAUGCUGGUUGAAUGGGAAGGGAGGGGCACUCUACACCUUCGUGGGGCGAGUGCUGGCUAUUGUGGGCAUGAAUGGGCUGGUACUAGCCAUGGCUGUGCUGAAGCUCCUGAGACCUUCGCUGUCAGAGGGGCCCCAGGUGGAGAAGCGCCAUGCCCUUCUGGGGGUGACCAAAGCCCUGCUCAUUCUCACCCCCAUCUUCGGCCUCACCUGGGGGCUGGGCCUGGCCACUGUGCUGGAGGAAGUCUCCAUAGUUCCUCACUACAUCUUCACGAUUCUCAACACCACCCAGGGUGUCUUCAUCCUACUGUUUGGUUGCCUCACAGACAAAAAGAUGCGAGAGGCUUUACUCAAACGCUUCUGCCGCACCCAACCCUCCAACUCCACCAUCUCCCUGGUGAGUUGCCGGCUUCAAAUCUUCAGUUCUCCCGCUGAGAGCAGGUUAGAAGCAGCUGUUCCACGGCCUUCCUAA